Messenger RNA from Closterium sp. Naga37s-1, 693 nucleotides. NCBI's taxonomy places the organism in Eukaryota, Viridiplantae, Streptophyta, Zygnematophyceae, Desmidiales, Closteriaceae. The record is from the annotation of a GenBank genome assembly.
AUGGCGGACUACCUCCCUCGGAGCAUCGCAUGGGCCACUGCUGACAACCGCGCCUGCACCAUCCUCCUCGGCGCACUCCCUGAUACCCUCAUGCGCCGUUUCCAAGCUCGCGAGAUGCGCGCCUCCCUCAUCUGGGCCGAGCUCCAGGCCAUGUUCGAGCGUCGCGACAUCAGCUCUGUCGGCGCCCUGUUCCAGGAGUACUUCUCCAUCACCCUCGCCACUUGUGAUGGCGAAGUUGACUACGUGGGGCGCAUGCAAGAGGUCGUUGAUCGCCUUGCGGCACGCCAAGCUGCCCUCCCCGAGCCCCUGCAAAUCCACCGCCUCCUCUACAACCUCACCCCGGACUACGAGUCCCGCCUCCAUGCCUUCACUGAGGCCAACCCCAUGGCCGGCCUCGACGACGUGGUCCAGUGGAUCAUUGACACGGAGGUCAAGCUCCGCACCCCCGUUGUCAACCUUACCACCCCUCAGUCCUCCUCCUCCACCUCCCUCAACGCUACGCAGCCGCGCAACCAGGGUGGACGCGGUGGCGGCGGCGGAGGCCGUGGAGCGGGUGGCGGUGGUGGUGGUGGAGGCCGUGGUGGUGGCGGUGGUGGUAGUGGUGGUAGUGGUGGCCGUGGUGGCCGUGGUGGCGGUGGUGGUGGUGCUGGCAGCGCCCCUGCUGGAGGUGCUUGUUCCCGACACUUCUGGUAG